CACGAUUCUACGUUACGUGAUAUAUAAAGUCAACGACGCUAAGAUCCUGAAUUUGUUGCGCAAAUUCGCCUGUGAAUAUUAGGAUCGGGAGCCUUCAAUACGACUCAAGUCACGGUGUACGAGGAAUCCUUUCCCAAGAGAGCCAGCGAAAAGCCACUCAUUGGAUACAAUCAAAUCUUAUUUUAGUCAACAACCUAUCCUGAUUUUGGUAUUUGCCAGGAAAUACGGAUUCCAAGCAACUCACUGCACUAACGAGUGGUAUCCGCAUCAGAGAAGAGUGGUAUGCUAUCCCAAUUGUGGAUCACUCUUCUUCUGGGUCUGGUUCCCAGUCCAUUUGGGAUCACCUCCGCGCUACCCACCAUUCCUACUCCUCAGAAGAAGGGAGCUUUUGAUCAGAUUUUACAAGCCAACUUGGGUACAGAGCGUGACUCCUUUUCCAGUCCGCCCCUUCCAGAUGGCGUGUUUGAAGGGGAUAUCGUUUUAACCAAACAACAGCUGAUUAAUAUUGAUAUUCAUGGCGAUAUCAGAGGCAAUGUCAGCAGGGCAGCCAGCGGCAACGGACGUCUUAGAUGGCCCAAUGGUAUCAUACCUUACAAAAUUGACUGCAGCUUACAAAACAUGCCCGACGCUAUAAGUGCCAUAGAAGCGGCUAUAAAGGAAUGGCAAAGCAAAACUUGUAUCACAUUCGUGAAGAGGACAACUCAACAAGACUACCUUUGGUUCUUCCGUCAAAGAGGGUGCUGGUGUAAUGUCGGACGCAUUGGUGGAAAGACGUAUCUAUCCGUUGGAUUUGGUUGUGAAUACAAGCACGUGAUGGUACAUGAGAUCGGCCACGCGGUUGGUUUCUGGCACGAGCAAAGUCGUCCAGACAGAGAUGGUUACGUCCAGGUACUGAAACAGAAUAUACUGCCAGGUUCAGAAAGUGCUUUCGCCAAAUAUGGCAGGGACAGAAUUGAUUCCCUUGGUUUACCCUACGACUACGGGUCUAUCAUGCACUAUCCUUUCAAUGCUUUCUCUAAAAACGGUCAGCCGACGUUACAAGCCCUAAAACCAUUAAACGGAAAGCAACCUUACCAAAACCUGAGUCCACUGGACGCCGAACAGACAGAUUGGAUGUAUGGUUGUAACGCAAAGAAACGGAAACGCAGACAAACUGCAUGCUUUGAUAGUAACCGAUAUUGUGGAAGCUGGGCGCGAAGAGGAGAAUGCAGGCUAAAUCCACGCUACAUGAAUGUUUAUUGCAAAAGAAGCUGUGGACUUUGUGGGACAACUGCGGUGUGCAGUGAUAGAGACUAUCGUUGUACUUCGUGGAGAAGAUAUGGUUAUUGCCGUACAAAUUGGUACACAAGGACAAACUGUAAGAAAUCUUGUGGGCUCUGCCCCAAGCCUCCGACGGUGAGACCGAAACCACCAACAGUAAGGCCUAAACCACCGACUGUAAAACCCAAACCGCCAACGAAGAAGCCACAGACUCCUCCUCCAUCAAAAACACCACCUCCUCCUCAGACUCCUCCUCCGCCGAACACACCACCUCCACCCCAGACUCCUCCUCCAUCGAAAACACCACCUCCUCCUCAGACUCCUCCUCCGCCGAACACACCACCUCCACCCCAGACUCCUCCUCCAUCGAAAACACCACCUCCUCCUCAGACUCCUCCUCCGCCGAACACACCACCUCCACCCCAGACUCCUCCUCCGCUAAACACUUCUCCCCGUCCUAAGACUUCUGUUCCUAAUACUCCAUCCACACAUGAACCUGCCACAUCAUCCCCUGGGUGUUCCGCACCUACGGCUCUCGGGAUGGAAGAUUUCACCAUCAAGAACAGUCAAAUAACAGCGUCCAACAGCGUUAACAGAUUUCAUGGUCCUACCCAGGCUCGUCUUAACCUUCCGGUCGGCAAAGGUGGUGUGGGUGCCUGGUGCGUAGGCCGGCCGAGCAACGAAGAAUACUUACAAGUUGACUUUUUGAAUAAAACCACUAUAACAGGAGUUGCAACUCAAGGAAGAGAAAGCGCAUAUCCAAAAUUUGUGAAGGAAUACUUGCUGUCCUAUAGCGAUGAUGGAAAGUCGUGGGCUCUUCAUUCCGAGGUUUUUACCGGAAACAGUGACAUGUCAACAGUAAAAACAAAUCAGGUGACCAACCCAAUAGUUGCCAGGUUUGUCCGAAUUCUCCCAACUUCCUGGGAUACGGACAUUUGUCUAAGGGCUGAAUUUUAUGGCUGUCCAGUCCAGCCAACCAAUCCUCCGCCGGCAACGACCUCCAUGAAAUCCACAACGGCCAGUGAAGCACCAUCCACUCGUCCCCAGACCUCUACGACACAAAAACCAGCAUCAUCUACUCGUCCCCAGGCCUCUACGACAUCAAAACCAGACAAACCUACCACAAAGGUCACGCCACGCCCACCAAUAGUAACAGUACCAGACAAACCCACAGGCUUUAAGUGCGAAGAUCUUCAUCCAAACUGUGCAGAUUUUGCUAAGAGGGGGGAGUGUUCUGCUAAUCCAGGCUGGAUGGGAGAAAACUGCAAGAAGAGUUGUGGAUCCGAACGAUGCGAUAAAGAACCUGUUAGGCCAUUUGCUCCGUGCUCCAGUCCACUCGGAAUAGGUUGGAAUUUUAAACUACCUGACAGCGCAUUUUCAGCUUCUUCGUCCCUUGAUGUUGGUGGCGGAUGGGGCAGCGGCGCACGCAAUGCACGAAUGUAUUUUACAGACAACUUUGAUUCCAAGCGGGUCGGGGCCUGGUGCGCAGCGACGCCAAAGAACCAAUGGCUGCAAGUGGAUUUGGGGAUGGACAAAUAUAUUACAGCUGUUGGGACGCAAGGACGACACAAGUAUUACGAACACGUGAAAUCGUAUAAACUCGCCUUCAGUCAGGAUGGAAAUGCUUGGAGUGUCUACCAAACAGAUGGCGAAGACAAGGUAUUUGGCGGCAAUUGUGACCACUUUACCCCCGUUUUGAACGUCUUACAGCGUGGUGUUACUGCUAGAUAUAUCAGAUUUUACCCGGUGACUUAUAACUACGUCUGUAUGCGGGUAGAAGUGUACGGCUGCGAUGCUUGAUUACAUAAUAUUUUACGCCCUGAAACAGGAGUCUCCGAGACCACACUUUUUAAAAAUUCAUCACUUGUUUUUCAUUACCAUUACUUUUUACAAGUAGUUUUCUUGCUUUCCUUUUCCAAGUGCCGUUUUUGUUUAGUGUACUUUAAUCGGUAGUGGUUUAAACUUACGAAGCUUAAACGUAAAUCCUGUGAUCUAGGACAACUAGACAUGGUUUCUACUCCUACCUACCAUGCAUGUGUUUGUCUUUUUGCUAAUCUUUCGUAAUGUAAAAUUGAGGAUGCCAAGCUUGAUCAAUAAAGGAAUCAUUAGAUGA
Messenger RNA from Stylophora pistillata, 3373 nucleotides. RefSeq lists its product as uncharacterized. Gene Ontology annotation, biological process: proteolysis. Gene Ontology annotation, molecular function: metalloendopeptidase activity; zinc ion binding. The record is from RefSeq and is a predicted model, not a curated record. Lineage: Eukaryota; Metazoa; Cnidaria; Anthozoa; Scleractinia; Pocilloporidae.